GCUUUCGGCUGCUGCUCGGAGGCGCCUUGGUGCUCUGCCGAGAAUCCUUCUGGUGCGCUCCUAGAAGCUCCAAGACAGCUGCCUGGUGUGAUCGCAGGAACCAUGGCAACUCCCUCUGCUGCCUUUGAGGCCCUUAUGAAUGGAGUCACAAGUUGGGAAAUCCCCAAGGAUUCUGUUCCAUGUGAACUGCUUCUUAUUGGAGAGGCUUCAUUUCCUAUAAUGGUGAAUGACGUGGGCCAGGUCCUCAUUGCUGCCUCUUCCUAUGGCCGAGGUCGCAUGGUAGUGGCAGCUCAUGAGGACUUCUUGUUGGAAAGCCAGCUCUUUGUCUUUCUUGUCAAUGCUGUUGGGUGGCUUCGUUCCUCCCCUGAGUCAACCAUUGGUGUGCAUUCAUCUUUAGCUCCAUUGGUGAAAAUCCUUGAGAGCUGUGGAAUAGAGGCAAAGAUUGAGCCAGAAGUGAAUGACUCCCUGGGUGUUUACUGCAUUGAUGCCUACAAUGAAACCAUGACAGAUAAGCUAGUCCAGUUCGUGAAACGUGGAGGGGGCUUGCUCAUAGGAGGCGAAGCCUGGGAUUGGGAUCCCCAGGGCGACGAUGAUAGAGUUCUGUUCGCGUUUCCGGGGAAUCUGGUGACCAGUGUGGCUGGUGUGUACUUCACUGACAACAAAGCAGACACAAACUUAUAUAAAGUCUCCAAGAAGAUGCCUAAGAUACCCGUCUUAGUUCGUUGUGACGAUGACCUCUCAGAAGACAGAGAUGAGCUUCUGCGUGGCAUCAUAGACCUAGACAUCACCAACUCGGACUGCUUCCCAUCCCAGCUUCUAGUUCAUGGGUCUUUGGCUUUUGCUUUGGGGCUAGAUAUCUACCAUGGCUGUGUGAUAGCUGCUGCCCGUUAUGGCCGGGGUCGGGUGGUUGUAAUUGGUCAUAGGGUAUUAUUCACAGUGGGUAAACUCGGCCCCUUUCUGGUCAAUGCUGUCCGCUGGCUGGAUGGUGGCCGCAGAGGCAAGAUUGUGGUGCAGACAGAGCUGAGAACACUAAGUGGUCUGCUCGCAGUAGGGGGUAUAGACACCAGCAUUGAGCCCCAACUGACCAGUGACGCAAGUGUCUAUUGCUUCGAACCCACAAGUGAGGUGGGAAUUAAGGAACUACAGGAGUUUGUAGCAGAGGGGGGUGGGCUGUUUGUUGGAACCCAAGCCUGGUGGUGGUCUUUUAAGAACCCAGGAGUGUCCCCUCUGGCUCGAUUCCCAGGAAACAUGCUCCUCAACGCCUUUGGUAUCAGCAUCACAAGCCAAAGCCUCAGUCCAGGACCCUACCGUAUCCCUAAAGCAGGAACAAGGACCUAUCACUUCCGCUCUACCCUAGCAGAGUUCCAAGUGAUAAUGGGCAGGAGGAGAGGGAAUGUGGAGAAGGGCUGGCUAGCCAAGCUGGGCCCAGAUGGGGCAACUUUUCUGCAGAUUCCUGCAGAGGAGAUCCCUGCUUACAUGUCUGUGCACAGACUCCUGCGGAAGCUGCUAAGCCGCUAUCGGCUUCCAGUGGCAACCAGAGAGAACCCGGUCAUCAAUGACUGUUGUAGGGGAGCUAUGCUUUCCCUGGCCACAGGUCUGGCCCACUCUGGAUGUGACCUCUCACUGCUGAUCCCAGAAAUUGAAGAUGUGUACAGCAGCCGCUACCUGCGCCCCUCAGCGUCUCCCAUCACCGUGAAUGUCAAUUGCACCAAUCCAGGCACUCGAUACUGCUGGAUGAGCACUGGACUCUACAUACCUGGAAGACAAGUCGUAGAUGUCUCCUUGCCUGAAGCUGCUGCCUCUGCUGAUCUGAGGAUACAAAUUGGCUGUCAUACUGAUGACCUGACCAGGGCCAGCAAGCUGUUCCGAGGCCCCCUUGUGAUUAACCGGUGUUGCUUGGACAAGCCCAGGAAAUCAAUCACCUGCCUCUGGGGUGGUCUGCUUUAUAUCAUUGUGCCUCAGCAUAGCAAACUGGGUUCUGUGCCCUUCACAGUGAAGGGGGCUGUUCGUGCUCCAUUCUACAAGCUAGGGGAGACAACCAAGGAAGAAUGGAAGAGGCGUCUCCUGCAAUAUCCAGGUCCAUGGGGAGAACUGGCCACUGACAACAUCAUCUUGACUGUGCCCACUGCAAAUCUUCGAACUCUGGAGAAUCCUGAGCCACUGCUCCGCCUCUGGGAUGAGAUGAUGCACGCUGUAGCUAGGUUGGGAGGCGAGCACUUCCCUUUGCGUCUGCCACAGAGGAUAGUGGCUGAUGUUCAGAUAUCAGUAGGCUGGAUGCAUGCAGGGUACCCCAUCAUGUGUCAUCUGGAGUCCGUACAGGAGCUCAUCAGUGAGAAGCUCAUCCGGUCCAAGGGGCUGUGGGGUGCUGUGCAUGAGCUGGGCCGCAACCAGCAGAAGCAGGAGUGGGAGUUCCCCCCACACACUACAGAAGCCACAUGCAACCUGUGGUGUGUUUAUGUGCAUGAAACGGUCCUGGGCAUACCUCGAGGCCGUGCCAAUAUUGCGCUAUGGCCCCCUGUUCGGGAGAAGAGAGUCCGAAUCUACUUGAGCAAGGGACCCAGUGUGAAAAACUGGAAUGCCUGGACUGCGUUGGAAACAUACCUACAGCUCCAAGAGGCCUUUGGUUGGGAGCCAUUUAUUCGUCUCUUCACUGAGUACAGAAACCAGACAACGAACCCGAACUCGUCCACAGACAAUGUCGACAAAAUGAAUCUGUGGGUCAAGAUGUUCUCCAAGCAAGUGCAGAAGAACCUGGCUCCAUUCUUUGAGGCCUGGGGCUGGCCUAUCCAUAAGGAAGUGGCUACAAGCUUGGCCUAUCUGCCUGAGUGGAAAGAAAAUAUAAUGAAAUUGUACCUCCUCACACAGAUGUAAGGAGUGCCCAUCGAGGUUGCAGGCCCCGCUGAAACCGAAGUCCAGGAAUACAGAAGAAAAUUGUGACCUCUCAGCAAAGGAAACUAAAAGCAUUUGGUUGGAGAAGAUCUCAACAAAUGUCUGGAAGAGAGAAAGUAAGUGAAGAGAAAUAAAGAGUGGGAAACAUGGAUGUCCAUUUCAGACAGAAUACACUGAUCCAAACACUGGAACCCCAAAGAGACUUGAGCACUAGAAAACUCUAGCUACUAAAUAAUUGUACCAGUUGUAAAUUGAACCCUAGUUCUACUCAGCCCCAACUCUUGUACAUAGAACAGAGAAAACAUACCAUUGAUACUAGUGAAACUGUCAUUGUUAUUGUUGUUUAAAUAAAGAAAUCGAAUAAACCACCUGAGGAGAGGUAAAGAAUUAGUACUCCAAAUGAUAUUCUUUUCAUGGAAGUAAGUGCCCCACUAGCCUGCAGGUGAUUUUCUUCUCUGAGUUGAGACCCUAACUCACAUGCCCACAGGUUCGAGGUGUAGCAGAGAUUUGCUGGAGAAACAGGAGUUAACAAAGGUUCUCAGUGUGGAUUUCCUGAUAGAAAUUUUCAUACAUGGAAGGGACCAAGGGAGAAGCAUAAGAAAAAUAACCACUUAGACAUAAAAAUGUUGAAAAAAAUUAUAAACUAAAGGAAACAUAAUUUAUAAAAAUAAUCUGUAAGAUUCUGACCAUUUCCCCAGAGAGACUUGAGGUGUAUUACAAAUAUACUAAGAGAAAAUUUUAAAAGCAAAACUAGACUGCCAAAAAUAUUCAGCAGACAGACUGGAAAACAAAAUAGACUGAAUCUCCCCAGACAUGCAUCAAAAUGAAAUAACAAAAAAUAGGAAGGAAGGAAAGGGAAACAGACAAUCACUGUUUAACUGUUAGGAGUUUCUAGAAGACGGGCAGAGAUGGCAUAGACAGUGAAAGAGCAAGGAAGACUUGAGGAAUAUCAGAUUGAGGGCACCUGGUACCAACCACAUCUAGGCAUAGUCUUAAGAAAAAUUGGAACAGUGGGGCUAGAAGGAACAUGUUGAAAGUGCCCAGGGAAAGAAAAACAGCUGAAGCAAACCUGAGAAUAAUCUGUGAACUUCAGCAGCAGUGCUUAAUGCUAGAAGUCAAGGAACCAAUGGUUGAGUUUUGAAAACUUUUGUUCCCAGAGUUCCAUAUAGUAUAGACCCUCAAGAGUAAUGUAAAAAGAAAAACACUUUUAGGCAGGUGAAUCCUAUAUAUAAAUAUAUAUAUUCAAAAAAGAAGAUCUGGAGACCAGUGGCCCUUACCCAGGAUGUCUCUGUCUAGUCUAGAGUGGUAGAUAUCAGAAGAGAGCACUACACUGGGCUCUGUGAAGAAUGUGUCAGAGUAGCACUGAGGAAAUGGGACAUUGGAGAUAUGGAAGGCCUAUAGUCUUUAAUCACAAAAUUUAAACAGAAUGUUAAGAAAUUUUGGCUAAACCAUGAAGGAAAAUAGAAUGAGAAAGGAUUUCAAAUACUCAUGGAGUAUGAGAAGAGACCUGAUUGGGCAUCAGCAGUAGGUAUGCUUCCUUCCCUUGAUACAGGCAGGCAUCAUGCAUGGCAUUGGGAGUGUAGAGAAAACAAGCUUCUUCCACUUGGCUUGGUAAAUGUAUUUUAAUAGCCCAAAUGAUGUAGAUGCCACUUAUAGAUCUUCAAUGUUUUGAUCAGCCAACCAACAAAGCCUAAAAAGCUUAAUAUUACACCCAGAGCAGAGAUGGAAAGGGAUGUUGACCAACUGACGCAGAAAGCAGAGGCUGAAUUGGUUAAGAGAAGAGAAGUAGAAGGAAAAAAAUGGGGCUACUUAAAUAUUCAAAGUAGGAAUGAAAAGAUGCUGUCUUUCAGAUAAUGGAACACAGUUGCAUAGUUAGUGUGCUGGUCAAUGCUAUAAAUUAGACCCACAGAAGAAUAUCUACCAAGCAUUUGGAGAAGGAUAGGCAGGUGAAGGGUAGAGGUGGUGUACGUUAAAUCCUUAUCUUUUGUAAUGGUGAAAGAUUAAAGAUUGUCUAAUGUUAAUAAGUCAAGAGAUUAUUGUUCACACAUGUUAUUUAGAGGUAGAAAGCUAGCCACCAGAAGAUCCAAAAAUAGAUAUCAUUAAAAGCAUCUAGGAAAUGAGACUAGAGAAGGAGGGCGGGGUGGGAAACCGUGUUUUCAUUUCAAGUUCCUCUGUACUAUUUUUUUUUACCUUGUGCAUGUAUUAUUUGGAAAAGUUUAUAAUAAACUCAAAUAAAACAUCCUUCAGAGUCUUCA
Molecule: messenger RNA, 5144 nt
Organism: Grammomys surdaster
Lineage: Eukaryota; Metazoa; Chordata; Mammalia; Rodentia; Muridae
Gene: Tcaf1
Product: TRPM8 channel associated factor 1
Exons: 9
Coding region: 103-2871 (922 amino acids)
Biological process (GO): positive regulation of anion channel activity
Source: RefSeq, a predicted model, not a curated record